This is a messenger RNA of Panthera uncia (snow leopard), 5054 nucleotides long. RefSeq names its product coiled-coil domain containing 149 (gene CCDC149). The transcript has 13 exons. The record is from RefSeq and is a predicted model, not a curated record. Bases 3370 to 4857 code for a protein of 495 amino acids. NCBI's taxonomy places the organism in Eukaryota, Metazoa, Chordata, Mammalia, Carnivora, Felidae.
UAACUGCAUUGUUUCCCACUGUCGGAACACCCAGAUGUCUGACAUCAGAGUUCUGUUAAACUCUAGAAUAGGCUGCAGGGACAGUGACUUUAAGGUUUUCCCGUGGUUUUUUGCACAGCUGGCUUAUAUCUUCCCUUGCUUACUUAGUUUCUGUGAAUGCACAUGAGUUAGGCUGAACGACCUAAUAACUACCCCUGUGCGCUGGGGCAAGGGUAUCUGGCAUCUUCCCACUCGGUGUAAAGGUUUGUACGGGAGAGCAGAUUCUAGGGUGUUCGUUCAUCCUGUCCAUCAACUUCUUUUUAAAAAUUCAUUUUUGAAAAAGGAGAGGAAUUCAUUGGACAAUUCAAACACCUGGGUUUUAGAGAGACGUUCUUUUAAGAUGAUAAGAUUGCUUGGUGAGCAAGGAAAAUAACUGUUUUGAUUACUGGAAACAUUCGUGAGGAUUCAUGAGAAAAAUUCCACACUUCUCCAGAAACAGUCUCCGACCUAGUGCUGAACAGUUAAGUUUUGAUCAUGUAGGUAUUAACCGCACACAUUUGGGGACCUUCCUUAUUUUCACCCUCUCUGUUUAGCUUUUGAUUAUUUUACUGCCGCUGUUUCUACGACCACUGCUGUGAUUGCUACUACUCUCUCAGUAUCAUUAUUAUUAUUAACUGCAGUAAAGUUAUUCUUUUCAUUCUGUUUUGCUUUUAAGUAGGCUCCACACCCAGCAGGGAGCCCAAUGCGGGGCUUGAACUCUCCAUCUUAAGAUCACGACCUAAGCUGAGAUCAGGAGUCAGAUGUUUAACUGAUUGAGCCACCCAGGCGCCCCAGUGAAGUUAUUCUUACAAAUGUGUCCAUUUAUUAAGCCCUGUGUGCCAUACAUAUAAGGUUCAUCUAAGGUUUGGUGCAGGCACAUAUUUGAAGGAAAAAGGAUAUGUUUAUUGGGUGCUAUUUAAUGUGCCCAGUCCUGAAUGCUUUAUAUAUGCAUUUCAUUUAUACCUCACAACAGCCUUGAGAGGCAGCUAGAGUUACCACCAUUUCAUUUGCUGUGAUCAAUAUGGCUAAGAGUUGAUAAGUAAACAUAAGAGAAUAUGCUGGCAAUACAAGAGCUGGGAUUUGAACUCGGGUUCUUUUUAUUCCAAAGUCUGUGUUUCCCCUGGUCUACUAUAGCCUCACCAAAUGGAUGAGUGAGUGAACGAAUGAAAAAACAUUCUAGUGUGGUGCUCAUUUUUAGGAGGUGUGUAUUUUGAAUUAUCAAGCCAAGAAGGAAGUAUUCUUUCAUUUAAACUCUAUGAAAACCUCAGUGUAGUACUUACACAGUUUUGUAUCAUGGAUAUCCAGUGACACCUGUCAGGGGUGACAUAGGGCUCUCUUAUGAACUCAGUUACAUAUCUUACAUUAAAAGGUGCCAAAUUUCCUCAGUAUCAGUUGCUUGGGUGUGUUGGCAUAUUAUUUAGGAUUAGUUUUAACGUAAUACCAGAAACAGCAGUGGUUUGGAUAAGAUAGAGUUAUCUGUAUUUCUCUCUCAAGUACAGUGACUUUAGAGGAAGACCGUUUAAGGCUGAUAUGGCAGCUUACAGUUUUUCAGGGACCCAGGCACCUUCCGUUUCUUUUAUCCACCGUUCCAACAGUGGAGCUUUCCAUUUUCGGGAUGAAUAUUUUGCAGGAGGAAGAAAACAUGAAGAAGAAUAUGCUCCUUCCUUUAAGGAAACUUCCCAGAAGUCUCCUGGAACACUUCUGCUUCCCUCUUCUUGGCCAGCACUUUAUAGGAGAUGUAGGGGAUCAUAGUCACUCCUACCUCCUAGGGCCUCAUUGUGAGGACCAAAUGAACUAAUGUGUGUGAAGUGCCCAGAACAGUACUUGGCACACAGUCAGUGGUGGAGGAGGGUCUGCCCUUAGUGUUUUGUCUGAUGCCUCCAUGGCCAUAUCUGGGGUCUAGGCCCAUCAGGCUUGAUAGGUCUUUCCCAAAGACUUGUUUUAACUACUUUGGUCUUUGCACCCUCCUACACAGUACAGACAGCAGCAGUCCUAAUGAUAUAGCAUGAACAUGAUGAUGAUGAUUGAUGAUGAGGAGGAGGAUGAUGAUGAUUAUAAAGAUAAAAAAAAUAACCUCUUAGCAAAUGCCAGCUUCACGCCAGUGACUGGACUAAAUACCUUGUCCCAUUACCUCCUUUAUGUCGCAGACCCUACGAAGGACACACUAUCAUGGUCCCCCUUUUACAAGUAAGGGGUCUUUGGCUCAGCAAGAGAUGGAUUAACUUGCUCAAGGUCAUUCAGCUACAGGUGCAGGGCAGGGACUGGAAUCCAAGAAAGUCUGACCCCCUCCCCCCAAAACGUACUUGGGAUAUCCACUGCCUUCCAUGAGCUUUUAGGUCUCUCUGCCUCUAAAAUUUCAUCUCCUUUUGGAAUGGUUAGCCUGGUCACAUAUUUAGUCAGUCCUAUUGACACUGCUGUCUGUAGUGACCUUGAUUAUCAGUGACUUUCCUUACUGAAAGAGAAAUGCCCACGCCUUGAUGCUGCCUGCAUCAGUGAUGUCUUCUCCAAAGGAAUCCUUUAAGCACCAGGUCUUGUGUCUGUACUUGGCAGAGGAACAAACUGAAGCAACCCAUGUUACUGUCAUUUCAAUGCUCUUCUGAUGAACCGUGAUUGUGGUAGACAAAUGGGCUGUCAAGAGAAGCCAUAAAAUUAUGCCCAGUGUUGGCUGUUGGCUUGUUGGUGAUGUGGAGACAAUGGGGACUUUGCCAUCCUCCCUGAAAGCCAUACUAAAUUGAGAUCAUCCGUAGGAGCCCUUUGCUAGCAUAAUCGACCCAGUUGCACCAUUACCAGCCAGGGAAACAGACCUGGACAGAGCCCUCACCUUAAUUAGUGUUUAUAGUUUAGUCUGCCCUCUGAAUAAGCCUGCGAUUUGAAUCAGCAGAAUUGCACAUCCACCCAUGUUCCAGAAUGAAUCUCCACCUAACUUGUUGCCGUGGGGCCGAGUUCUGAACUGACAGUUCUUGUUGAGGAACAUUUCUCACGAAUCAGUACUGCCUGGAGGUGGUGGUAAGAAACUGAUAAUGACAAGCUCAGGAGCAAAUUAACAGUGCUCAGGAAAAUAUGAGCUAGGCAUAGAGAGAAAGCAAAAACAGCUCCCACUCACAAGCUUCAGCUGGGGACACCUUCAUCCUGUAGGCGGAAAUUGGGGCCCAAGCGGCCCUUUAAUGAUGACUCCGUGAUUCUCACGCAGAGAGAACCGCUGGGGGGAGCCGUGAUGAUCACGGUUGGCUGGCAUCUUGGCAGGUGGUGUACCUAGUGUGUAAAAGAAAGCUGGAGAGUAAAAAGGAAGCUCUGCUGAUCCUCUCCAAGGAGCUGGACACAUGCCAGCAAGAAAGGGACCAGUACAAACUCAUGGCCAAUCAGCUUCGAGAGCGCCACCAAUCCCUGAAGAAGAAAUACCGAGAGUUGAUCGAUGGAGAUCCAUCACUUCCCCCUGAAAAAAGGAAACAGCCUGGGGGAGUACAGGGGAGCUGCCUGACCUUUCUGAGACUCAAAUUCCUCCUCUCCAAGGCUAAUCUUGCACAGCUACUGAGAGAUUCUCAGGACCGAAAUGCACAUCUGGGAGAAGAAAUUAAAGAACUUCAGCAAAGGCUUGCAGAAGUCCAGGGUGACAAUAAGCUCUUGAGAAUGACAAUUGCCAAACAGAGGCUCGGAGACGAAGAAAUUGGCGUGCGACACUUCGCAGCUCACGAGCGUGAAGACUUGGUUCAGCAGCUGGAGAGAGCCAAGGAGCAGAUUGAGUCUCUGGAGCAUGACCUACAGGCCUCUGUGGAUGAGCUUCAGGAUGUGAAAGAGGAGCGGUCUUCCUACCAGGACAAAGUGGAGAGGCUCAACCAGGAGCUAAACCGUAUCCUGGGCGGGCACGAGAACCGUCUCAUCGACGUGGAUGCCCUCUGCAUGGAGAACAGGUACCUUCAAGAGAGACUAAAGCAACUUCAUGAAGAGGUCAACCUCUUGAAAUCAAACAUUGCCAAGUACAAGAAUGCUCUCGAGAGACGGAAAAACUCAAAAGGCCAGAGUAAAUCUAGCAGCAGUGCGCUAACUGGAGUCUUGUCUGCAAAGCAAGUUCAGGAUCUGUUGUCUGAGGAUCACGGGUGCAGUCUCCCAGCUACUCCACAGUCCAUUUCUGAUCUGAAAUCUCUGGCAACGGCCCUACUAGAGACAAUCCACGAGAAAAACAUGGUCAUCCAGCACCAGAGGCAGACCAGCAAAAUCCUAGGGAAUCGGGUGGCUGAAUUGGAGAAAAAGUUAAGAACUCUGGAAGUUUCUGGUUUGUGGAGUCUUCCAGGGGGCAAGGACACCAUACUGUUCGGCGACCCCGCUGUUCCCACCAUACAGAGAUCGAGGUCUCCCCUGCUGAAGUUCAUCGAGCAGCCUGCUGAGAACAAAACGAAUUCCAAGGACGGGGAGAUCCAGACGCAAGAACGAGAUGAAUGUCGUGCCGCCACCGAGGCACUGACAGCACCCGAGGACAGGGGAAGGCCCGCCAUCAGCUCCCCGGCAAACCAGAGCCACGGGAACCAAUGCAACCCCUUUCAUCCUUCAUUACCGCAGGUACCCUCUGAGGAAGAAGAAAUGAACAGGCUUGGAAGGGAAAUCACGAAACUGACAGAGGCACAGGCAGAGGCAGAACCAGAAGGGGCCAGAAGAGCAGGUCCCGGGGAGGCUCAGAGGAACGAGAUGGGGACAGCCACGCUGGGCCUGACCUCCAGUGGGGAGGCCCCCAAAUCUUGCCAGGGCCCCACUGAGUCCAGCCAGGCAGCGGCCGAAGCCUCCGCCGCGGAGGACAGCAAGGAGACCCUGGAGGGUGCAGGCAGGAGGAGCCCCGUGAAAACAUGAAGGGGAAAGGGAUCCCCGCGAUGUCACGUCAGAGGCACGGGGGACGGUAAAGAAUCAAGCAUCAGAGCAGCUUUCGGAGGCGACUCUCUCCUAAAACACUUCAAGUCUGCAAGUGAGAAGGGACACAGGUCCUGUUGCAAACUGAACAUGCUGAUGAUGCCAGCACAGUGCGAUUUAUUAAAUGCCGGUCCUCAAGC